AUGAUAUACAUUAGCGCGCCCACAAGAUUUUUAGUAGCUGUAGGAUCAGAACUUCCUCUUGUGGAAACUGCCUUAACACUACUAACCAAUGGAGUUGCCGUCAUAACACCAUUAAUACUUGAUUUAAAUAACACACGCUUGGGCGUCCACAGCACUGGCACUAGAUUUAUGGUAUUUAUGUUUGAAGCUGUUAAUGCCCGAUUUGGUGGUUAUCAAACAAUUGACAUUCAACAACUGACAUCAGCAACUUUGGUGAUCUAUUGUCUAUUAAUGAGCGUUAAACCGCAAAUGUUAUGUGCGAUUAAUGAAACACCCUUCGAGUUGGAGUGGAUAUUAUUACAAACACAACAAAAGCUUCAAGAUAAAGUUAUCAGUCACAGUAAUGAACAACGACCACAUCUAGAAAUAUUUUUGCCAGUUGACCGUAUGCGACAUUAUUUAAUGAGACAAGGCUCGUUGACAAGAGCACGAGCUAAAAAUUAUUUUGCAAUAUCAUUGAAAAAAGCAUUCAUUAAAAAACAAAUACACGAAGCACCUAUGGACGAUUUGAGUGUGACUAAACGUCGACACCAUCGUCGAUUUAGUUUGAUAAGCGACGGUAUUGUUGAGUAUAAUCAAUUGUCAGAAACUAGUGACAGAAUUUCAUUAUUAAGAAUGAAAUUAUUAUGUAUUCUGUUCGCUAAGAACAUGGUGAUAGGUUUAUUUAGUCUGAUAACAUCAACACGAGCAUGGUUAUUUAUAUUUGUUUAUUUUAUUUGUGCUUUCGAAAGUUACCACAUGUAUCCGCUCGAUAUUAACAUAACUGUUUUCCGAAUCAUAUUUGAAGUAACAAGCGCCUUUGGCGGUUGCGGACUGUCGAUGGCUUAUCCAGGUAUAUCCACUAGCUUUGCUACGGUAUUAUCAACAGGAAGCAGAAUUAUAUUAAUAGCAACAAUGUGUAUGGGUCGACAUAGAGGUCUUCUAGAUUCAAUGAAAGAUCAAGAAGAAAUUGAAUACAGUGCAUCGGUAUUAUUAGAAAGCUGGAAACAAAUAGCUAUUUUAGAAGAACAAGAAAAGGACAUACGCAAAGAACAACGACGAGAAGAACUAUUAAAUAUAUCGGUCACUUUACCCAUUAGCCCGUUAAUGACACGUUUUUAA
Messenger RNA from Didymodactylos carnosus, 1140 nucleotides. Lineage: Eukaryota; Metazoa; Rotifera; Eurotatoria; Philodinida; Philodinidae. The record is from the annotation of a GenBank genome assembly.